GACCCCCGGGGUCGCCGCGGUGACCGGCUCCAGUUCCCUGGCAGCGCGUCCUGGGAGGGGUCGGCUGCCUGCCCGGGGCCGUGGGACCUCGGUGUCCUCGCCGAUCCAGGGCGGCCUGCGGGACUUGAGUAGGAAGCGCUGCGGUGGACUUGGGUCGCUCGGGGUCGAGUUCUGGCCCUUCUGCACACCGAAGAUCCCGAGCGAUCGGGCUGAGCCGCCCGACGGCGCCCCGCGUGCUGUCCCACAGCUGCCUCCGGAAACCUGCCCCAGGCCCAUAGGCCUGGGAGCGUCCCUGGGCGCCUGCUACUCGGUCGGAUUGGUCUCAUUCCCGGAGAUGUGUAAGGUGGAGCUCUCCUCGUAGAAUGUCUGAAGGUGACAGUGUGGGAGAUUCUGUCCAUGGGAAGCCGUCUGUGGUCUACAGAUUUUUCACACGACUUGGACAGAUCUACCAGUCCUGGCUGGACAAGUCUACGCCGCACACGGCCGUGAGAUGGGUGGUGACGCUGGGCCUGAGCUUCAUCUACAUGAUCCGCGUUUACCUGCUGCAGGGUUGGUACAUCGUGACCUAUGCCUUGGGAAUCUACCACCUGAAUCUGUUCAUAGCUUUCCUUUCUCCAAAAGUGGACCCUUCGUUAAUGGAAGAUUCAGACGACGGCCCCUCAUUACCCACCAAACAGAAUGAGGAGUUCCGACCCUUCAUCAGGAGGCUCCCAGAGUUUAAGUUCUGGCACGCGGCAACCAAGGGCAUCUUGGUGGCCAUGGUGUGCACCUUCUUUGAGGCCUUCAACGUCCCAGUGUUUUGGCCCAUCCUGGUGAUGUACUUCAUCAUGCUGUUCUGUAUCACCAUGAAGAGGCAGAUAAAGCACAUGAUCAAGUACCGGUACAUCCCAUUCACGCACGGCAAGAGAACAUACAAGGGCAAAGAGGACGCGGGCAAGACAUUCGCCAGCUAGACGGCCACCUGCUGCCUCAUGGCGCCUUCUCUUCUCACAUACAGUAGUUGAGUACAAGGGAGUUAUUUUCUUUCUAAAAAGAAGCUUCGAUUAUUUGUAACUGAAGUAUCAGGUUUUUGAAGAAACUGGCAUUUAAACUGAAUCGCAUUGAUUUAUUUUCCAGCUGGUCAGGUGUGCAGACGCCGGACUUGUAGUGGAACGCAGGCUGGGGGACAGCCGGGCAGUCUGGGGAGGGUGGGUGGCCGGCCGGCCGGCUGGCGGUGGGGUCAAGCCCGCAGAGGGAUCUAGGACGCCCGGCUGCUGCCUCUGAGGACGCCUGCCACCCGCGUGGAGGAUGCGCGCCCACCGGAGCAGCCGCUCCCUUAGCUGCGGGUUCCAAUGCCAGUUUCCCAGUUCAUCUCACGGGAGAUGUGUCGAGUUGGCCUCUACCAUGAUGACUCAAAACUUUGUUCUUAACCACCAUGAUUGCUUUUGAGGGCCUGGAAUUACAAAUAUAUAUUUUAAUUGUUUUGA
Molecule: messenger RNA, 1466 nt
Organism: Bubalus bubalis (water buffalo)
Lineage: Eukaryota; Metazoa; Chordata; Mammalia; Artiodactyla; Bovidae
Gene: RER1
Product: retention in endoplasmic reticulum sorting receptor 1
Exons: 7
Coding region: 363-953 (196 amino acids)
Biological process (GO): retrograde vesicle-mediated transport, Golgi to endoplasmic reticulum; protein retention in ER lumen
Cellular component (GO): Golgi membrane
Source: RefSeq, a predicted model, not a curated record